Messenger RNA from Anguilla rostrata (American eel), 2941 nucleotides. It is a transcript of the gene slc37a3, whose product is annotated as solute carrier family 37 member 3. The transcript is spliced from 15 exons. Gene Ontology annotation, molecular function: transmembrane transporter activity. The record is from RefSeq and is a predicted model, not a curated record. Gene Ontology annotation, cellular component: endoplasmic reticulum membrane. Gene Ontology annotation, biological process: transmembrane transport. The coding region runs from base 233 to 1729 and encodes 498 amino acids. NCBI's taxonomy places the organism in Eukaryota, Metazoa, Chordata, Actinopteri, Anguilliformes, Anguillidae.
CGGAAGUACGGAGAGAAGCUAAAAAACAACAUCGUUUCUCUCCCAAAUCUGAAAUGUUUGUGGUGGCUAGCUAACCUGCUAGCGACAGUGGGGUCGCUACAUUCAGUGUGAUAAACCGCCGGAGUCUUUACGCCCUGCUCUCUCUGCUUUCCCACCCUCCCACCCCCUCUCCUGCUGCUCCAUUGUCCUGCCCGAAGACCUGCACCCUCCCCCUUCUCCUUCAGACCCUGUGAUGUCGCCUCCCUGUGAUGGUUUCCUGUCACAGUACACCCACCACCAUCUGGUUGCCUUCCUCCUCACCUUCUUUAGCUAUGUGCUUCUGCACGCCUCACGGAAGACCUUCAGCAAUGUGAAACUGAGCAUUUCAGCACAGUGGACCCCCUCUGUUCAAAAUGACAGCAGCCCAGCCUUCUCUCCAGCGGAGACCUGGGAAGACAAUAAGUUGUUUGCAGACUCUGAAGAUGCUACACUAUUCCUGGGGGCCCUGGACACCAUCUUUCUCUUCUCCUAUGCUGUUGGCCUGUAUGUGAGCGGGGUCAUCGGGGACCGGCUCAACCUGCGCUACGUCCUCUGCUGUGGACUGUGUGGCUCAGCCGUGGUGGAGUUUGUUUUUGGGACACUAACCGAAUGGCUGCAAUUCUACAACAUCUACUUCUACUGCGCUCUGUGGGUCCUCAAUGGCCUGCUGCAGUCUGCUGUCUGGCCCUGUGUGGUGGCCGUCAUGGGAAACUGGUUUGGAAAAUCCGGCCGCGGAUUCGUGUUCGGCCUGUGGAGCGCCUGUGCUUCGGUGGGGAACAUUCUGGGGGCUUUCCUGGCGUCCAGCGUGCUGAAGUACGGGUAUGAGUAUGCCUUCCUGGUGACCUCUGUCGUGCAGUUUGCGGGUGGAGUGGUGGUGUUCUUUGGUCUGCUCACCUCUCCCAAGGAAGUUGGUCUGAUCAUGACUGACCUCAGACCAAGGGAGCGGGACUCAGACAGUCAGAGACCACUUAUUAGUGACGAUGAGGAGGAGGAGGAGGAGUUGUGUGAUGCAGAUAACUGCACCAUUCAGUCGCAGGAUGAGGAGAUGGAGACCUCACCCACUCCCAUAGGCUUCUGUCAGGCCUGCUGCCUACCUGGAGUAUUGCCAUACUCCCUGGCCUUUGCCUGUCUGAAGCUGGUCAACUACUCCUUCUUCUUCUGGCUGCCCUUCUACCUCAGCAGAAACUUUGACUGGAAGGAAGCUGAGUCCGACAGGCUGUCGGUGUGGUACGAUGUGGGCGGGAUCGUGGGUGGCACCGUGCAGGGUCUGAUCUCUGACUUCCUGGGCAAGCGGGCCCCAGUGUUGGCGGUCAGUCUGUUGCUGGCCAUGGGUUCCCUGGUGGGCUUCAGCCAUUCCCCGAAUGAUCGAGUGAUAAACGCAGUUCUUCUGGCUGUCACAGGGUUCUUCAUCGGCGGACCCUCCAGCUUGAUCAGCUCGGCCAUCUCGGCGGACCUCGGCAGACAGGAGGCGCUGCGGGGGAGCCACGAUGCGCUCGCCACCGUCACCGGCAUCGUGGAUGGGACUGGGAGCAUCGGUGCUGCUGCGGGACAGUACCUGGUGUCCCUGAUUGAGAGCAAGCUGGGCUGGAUGUGCGUGUUUUACUUUUUCAUCGUCAUGACAGGGGGCAGUCUGGUCUUCAUCUUUCCCCUGCUUGUGAGAGAGGUGUGCACCAUGUGGAGGGACAACCGGGGACGGACACACCAGCUGUGAGGGCCGGAUUGUCCCCGCCGCUGCUCUGGGGCCCGGGGGGGCAUGCCCCUCCUGCGAACUGCCCUCUUCGAGGGACACCCCCCAACUGACGGAGCACUGACCGCCCCCCAGACUCCUCAACUGCCCAAUCACAGACUGCUACAGAACCAGCAGAUGCCUGCAGUGUCAGGCGCUUUGCUGAAAGAUGUUGGUUGGGAGUGAAGGUGUUCUUACACUACUUUGUGAACAGAGAAAUGCUAGACAAGGGGCAACCAACCAAAUUAUGAUAACCAGCUGGGAAACUAGCUGUUACUGUUAAAAUGGUUCGCGCAGCUUUUGGCAGUUCUCAUUUUUGUUUUGUCCUGUAACUUUGUGGACCACGAGCCAAGUGAAAAGUCAAAGGCCUGUUUCGGGUGAGGGGCUGGCCCCUCUCUUGUACUGCUCCCAAGAAUGGGGAGUCGCCAGCUUAAUAUCAGUCAUUCCAGUCCUAUGAGCUGUCUCUGGGCAUUUUGGCUAGUGAUGGCUGAUGUGAAAGUGUACCUUGGGGCCUUCUAGGACAGCGAUCAGGUCACCUUGUGAAGUUUGCCAUGUAUAUAUGCACAUCCAGAAAAAGAAACGCACACUGACAAAAAAUCUUACCUUUCCCCUUCUCUUUUGAUCCGCAAUUACUGACAGUGGGUAUAUAUGGUCUCUUGUCAAAUGAUACAGUUUAAACUGUAGCAUAAUGGUUUCUUUAAAAAAGAAAGAAAAUUGUGAUAGACACACACGUAAUCCUUUUGUCAAUCAGCCCUUUUUCAUCAUUGGCAUGAUUUAGUUGUCUGUAGUCAGAUAGACGCAUUGAAUAUGGUACUGUGAUUAAGAAAAAAAACCGCUGGGACUAUGUGGUAAUUCUUGCAAUGCAAUCCCAGAAGUGCCAGGAGGUGCUCUGUUUUGCUGCUCUGUCAUGGACUGAAAUGUGCUUUUUAAAGAUAAGUGGUUCUUCACGUUUGCACUUUUGAUUUUAAGCUGUUUUAUUUCUCUAUGUAAUGCUUGGAGACUGAGUUGGCAUUUUUUUUAAUAAUGAGUCUUAACCGUUGUUAUCCAUUUCCACUGUCUUCAAUUUCAUAUGCUUUUUGGAAUCAAUCAUGUGGGCUCUAAUGCAAUCAGUGGGACAAGACAUCACCAGUUGUUACUGAACAAUCCCAAAAGGGACAAGACUUGAUAUUUUCAAAUAAAUACAAUACAUUCAAAUGA